Acanthamoeba castellanii str. Neff is the source of this 333-nucleotide messenger RNA. RefSeq lists its product as uncharacterized. Lineage: Eukaryota; Discosea; Longamoebia; Acanthamoebidae. The coding region runs from base 1 to 333 and encodes 110 amino acids. The transcript has a single exon. The record is from RefSeq and is a predicted model, not a curated record.
AUGGGCAACAACUUCAAGAUCUGGCGCUCGCUGAACGCCGGAGGCGUCUCAGCCGAAGAACACAAGCUCACAGUGGAGGCCAUGCAGUUCUCAGCCGCCAUCACCACAGCCAAACCUCAGGGUCACGUCAACACAAGCCCAAACUCAGCCAAGUACACCAACAACAACAACAACCACCGAUUCAACCCCGGUGGCCAACACCAGAAGAACAGGAGAGGCAGCUGUGGUACAAGCAGUGGGCCCCCGCUUUGGAAUAAGUGCAACGGACAGCAGGAGCCCUCCUCCCUCAGGGAAGGCACCCGCCCAUCAGAUUGCCAGGCGCCGCGCCCAUGA